CUCCGUACUCAUCCCAACCAAUGGCCACUACUCCGUACUCAUCCCAACCAAUGGCCACUACUCCGUACUCAUCCCAACCAAUGGCCACUACUCCGUACUCAUCCCAACCAAUGGCCACUACUCCGUACUCAUCCCAGCCAAUGGCCACUACUCCGUACUCAUCCCAGCCAAUGGCCACUACUCCGUACUAAUCCCAACCAAUGGCCACUACUCCGUACUCAUCCCAGCCAAUGGCCACUACUCCGUACUCAUCCCAACCAAUGGCCACUACUCCGUACUCAUCCCAGCCAAUGGCCACUACUCCGUACUCAUCCCAACCAAUGGCCACUACUCCGUACUCAUCCUAACCAAUGGCCACUACUUCGUACACAUCCCAACCAAUGGCCACUACUCCGUACUCAUCCCAACCAAUGGCCACUACUCCGUACUCAUCCCAACCAAUGGCCACUACUCCGUACUCAUCCCAACCAAUGGCCACUAUUCCGUACUCAUCCCAACCAAUGGCCACUAAUCCGUACUCAUCCCAACCAAUGGCCACUACUCCGUACUCAUCCCAACCAAUGGCCACUACUCCGUACUCAUCCUAACCAAUGGCCACUACGCCGAAUUCAUCCUAACCAAUGUCACUACUCCAUACUCCUCCUAAUCAAUGGCCACUACUUCAUACUCAUCCCAACCAAUGGCCACUACUCCGGGUCCCUCAAGGGGACCUUACUAACCAUUCUGUAUCUGCCACUCCUCUCUUCCAAUCCCUCCACUGGCCUCCACUCAGUGUCCACCAUCCCUGUCUACCAAUGCCUCCACUGGCUUCCACUCAGUGUCCACCAUCCCUCUCUACCAAUCCCUCCACUGGCCUCCACUCAGUGUCCA
Messenger RNA from Staurois parvus, 870 nucleotides. The record is from the annotation of a GenBank genome assembly. Lineage: Eukaryota; Metazoa; Chordata; Amphibia; Anura; Ranidae.